Messenger RNA from Ananas comosus (pineapple), 1272 nucleotides. Its product is annotated as (S)-coclaurine N-methyltransferase-like. Lineage: Eukaryota; Viridiplantae; Streptophyta; Magnoliopsida; Poales; Bromeliaceae. The record is from RefSeq and is a predicted model, not a curated record.
AGAGAGAGAGAGAGAGAGAGAGAGAGAACACGAAGCUUCGUCGGAGGAGGACGACGAAGACGAAGAAGAAGGGGGAGGAGGGGUAGGGUUUUGCGGUGGCGACAAUGGUGGUGGAGGGGUUGCUGCGGCCGCCGUACGAGGCGGCGGUGCGGUUGUCGUUGGCGGCGCUGGAGCGGCGGCUUCUCCCCGACGCGGUGGUGCGGCGCCUCACGCGGCUUCUCCUCGCAGCGCGCCUCCGCCUCGGCUACCUCCCCACCGCCGAUCUCCAACUCGCCCCCCUCCUCUUCAAGCAGUCUCUUGAAGAGAUGCCUAUAGCUGUGGAAACUGAUAAAGCCAAAUCCCAGCAUUAUGAGUUACCUACAUCAUUUUUUAAGCUUGUGCUUGGGAAGAAUCUCAAAUACAGUUGCUGUUACUUUCAAAACAACUCAAGCACAUUAGAGGAUGCUGAGGAUGCAAUGUUGGAGCUGUAUUGCGAGAGAGCGCAACUUAGAGAUGGUCAAACAAUUCUUGAUGUUGGAUGUGGCUGGGGUUCCCUUUCUUUGUACAUCGCAAAGAAAUAUAGGAAUUGCACCAUUACUGGGAUAUGCAAUUCGAUAACACAAAAAGCUUUUAUAGAGGAGCGGUGUAGGGAGCAUCAGCUGUCCAAUGUUGAGAUUAUUGUUGCAGAUAUUAGCAAAUUCCAAAUGGAGGCUACUUUUGAUCGAAUCUUAUCCAUAGAGAUGUUUGAGCACAUGAAGAAUUAUAAGGAGCUUCUUAAGAAGAUAUCAAUGUGGAUGAAGGAGGAUAGCCUGCUAUUUGUUCAUUACUUCUGCCACAAAACAUUUGCUUACCACUUCGAGGACAAAAAUGAAGAUGACUGGAUUACUAGAUACUUCUUCACUGGAGGGACAAUGCUAUCGGCAAGCCUCCUCCUCUAUUUUCAGGAUGAUGUUACUGUAGUCAACCAUUGGCUUGUGAAUGGAACUCAUUAUGCGAGAACAAGUGAGGAAUGGCUUAAACGGAUGGAUCAGAACAUCACGUCCGUAAGGCCGAUAUUCGAGUCCACAUACGGGAAGGAAUCAGCCACCAAGUGGAUUGCAUAUUGGCGAACAUUCUUUAUCUCCGUUGCAGAGCUCUUCCGAUACAAUAAUGGUGACGAAUGGAUGGUUGCUCUUUACUUAUUUAAGAAAAAAUAAAAUUAAGCUCCCUGCCAGUAGUGCUUUUUUCAUUGUAAUAUACCAGCUGAAGUUGAGGGGAAAACUCAGUCUUACUAAAUCGAGCAUUUGUUCUUUC